Funneliformis mosseae is the source of this 1818-nucleotide messenger RNA. The record is from the annotation of a GenBank genome assembly. NCBI's taxonomy places the organism in Eukaryota, Fungi, Glomeromycota, Glomeromycetes, Glomerales, Glomeraceae.
AUGCGUAUUUGGCAACAAAACACCACAACACAAUUUGUUUAUCAGAUGUCAGGAGAUCAUCAUUGUCAACAUCAUUGUGAAAUUUUAAAUUUUGCUAGACCUGGUACGCCAACUGAUUCUCACACAGCCGCUAUGACGGCUGAACGAAGAAAUUUACGUGAACUUCCGAGACUUUCUAUUAACACGGAAGUUACUAACAAGAAUUAUCAUCCAACGAAAAUGUCACCCCGUCAAGGUGAUGAGAGUGAGGUUACACAAACCAGUCCUCGUGUAAAAUUCGCCAUCGAUUCAAAUCAACAUCGACGUACUCGAACUGAGGGCAAAAUUACUGCGCGUCCUGACGAUGAGUCAAAAGGGGAUGAGGUGAAAAAACCUAGGUACAAUGCGAAACAAUUAAGAGCCUAUCGACGUGCCUCCGCACCAGCCAAAGGAAUGGAUUAUUAUAUUAAGAAUACCAAACAGACAGAGGAUAAUUUAAAUGCCAUAAACUUUUUUAGUAAUAAUAACCCUAUACCCGAGGUUAAAAAUGAAGACGAAUCUGAUCAAGGUAUACCAACCGUUCAUGUUCACCCUCAUGACGACGACGAUGACGAAGUCAUGAAAAAUGACAAUCGUAAGAUGUCAGUGAUGUCCAUGUCAUCAUCAAUCACAUCCGUAUCAAGCAUUAUAUCCCCUUGUGACCCCCCAUCACUAUCUCCGUGUUCUUCAACUUCAUCUAUAAAUUCCUCGAUUGAUAUGCUUAGUCCCGCGCUUGCCAAGCAGCAAAACUUUCCACAAAAUAUUAAUCCUUGGGAAAUUAGGCAAAAAUCGAAAACUCUCUCUAGUGAUGAGGUCCAUUUUAAAACCGAAUCACGUUCUCUACCUGAUAUUGUACCUUACGAUGCGGAAACGCCGUGGUCUCCCGCUGCCAUGUUUUUGUCCAAUUUUGCUCAUUCUACCAAAAAACCCUUGCCUGAUGAAGAAGGUCAACAAGUUGGAGAGUACAUCAUUGGAAAAGUAAUCGGACGUGGUGGAUUUUCCACCGUUAAGCAAGCUUAUACGAUGAAUAGUUAUUCAGGUUCUAUGGAAUCUGUUGCGGUCAAAAUCGUAAGGAAUCAUCCUGAAUCUCAAGAUAAUGAUCGCAUUCAGGCAUUGCUUGAAAGGGAGAUCGCAAUUUGGGCUAGACUUGAUCAUCAAAACAUUGUACCAAUGUUAUCAUUUGAAGAAAAUGAUUACGCUACAUUCGUAUUUUCGGAGUAUUGCCCGAGAGGAACACUUUUACAGUAUAUCAAAACACAUGGUCUAUGCGAAGGAAAAGGAUUGGACGAAGAUGAGGCAAGAAACAUCUUCUUGGAAAUAGCGGAAGCAAUAAGAUACCUUCAUAAUGAUAUGAGGCUUGUCCAUAAAGACAUUAAAUUAGACAAUAUAUUAUUGGAUAAAGAAAAUACAUGGAAAAUUUGUGAUUUUGGCUUAACAGAGUUUCAAAACGAAGAGAAUGGAUUUAAUAAUAUAUUAUAUAACGAUUUAGUAGGAGGGUCACUAGCUUAUUGUGCGCCUGAACAGUUAAGAUCUCCCACCCCGCUUAAAGAUGCUUCUGUUGACAUAUGGAGUUUAGGGGUGGUCUUAUUUGCCAUGAUCACAGGUCAAUUGCCAUUCUCCGAUUCUUUUGAACCGAGGUUACAAUUGAAAAUUCUUAAUGGACGUUACGAUGAGAGUAUGUUGGAUUUUGCCGGAGUUAGUGAUGAAUUAAAAGAUUUGUUAAAAGGAAUGUUUAAAACAAAACCUGAUCAACGUUUAACAAUCUCUCAAAUAUUGGAACAUCAAUGGUGUGAACGAUGA